CGAUACGGGAAACGGCAACGAACGCUCGUUCUCGGAGGCGGCUUUUUAUCACACCGAAGGCGGGAUUUUUGACGAUUGCUAGUGUUGAUGAUAGGAAUAAAUUUUUUUUCGUGCUGAUAAUGCUGUUUGUGGAAGUGUUUGUACAACAGACGCAAAUGUUAUUGUUAGUGACAUUAUUACUGAUUGACCUUGUUUCAACCAGAGGGUAUAACCACCAUAGUUAUGGAAGACACGUUCGAAACAUAGAUUCCAUGGGAAUAUCAGUUCUUGGAGAAUUUAAUCAGGAUUUGGCUUUUCCGCGUUUCUCUGAACCCAUUCCCAACGUUACUGUCACAGUCGGCAGAGACGCUUUGCUGGCGUGCGUCGUCGACAACCUCAGAGGAUUCAAGGUGGCUUGGGUUCGCGUCGACACCCAAACUAUUCUAUCCAUUCAUCAUAACGUAAUAACCCAAAAUCCUCGUAUAUCUCUAUCGUACAAUGAUCAUAGAUCUUGGUAUUUACAUAUCAAGAACGUACAAGAAGUCGAUAGGGGAUGGUACAUGUGUCAAGUUAAUACUGACCCGAUGCGAUCCAGACAAGGAUAUCUACAAGUUGUCGUUCCUCCUAGUAUUAUUGACAAAGAAACCAGCUCUGAUAUGGUGGUACUAGAAUCAACGAAUGUCAGUUUGACGUGUAAAGCCACCGGAUAUCCUGAACCGUAUGUGAUGUGGAGGAGAGAAGACGGGGAAGAUAUCCGUUAUAACGGAGAAAAUGUAAACGUUGUGGAUGGCGAGAUUCUAUUCAUAACCAAAGUGAGUCGACUUCAUAUGGCUGUUUAUCUUUGUAUAGCCUCAAAUGGAGUUCCUCCAUCUAUAAGUAAAAGAGUGCAGCUCAAAGUUCAAUUUCCUCCGAUGCUAUCGAUUCCCAACCAGCUGGAAGGGGCGUAUAUUGGACAGGAUGUGACCCUAGAAUGCCGGACGGAAGCUUUCCCAACUUCCAUCAAUUAUUGGACGACGGAAAGGGGAGACAUGAUUAUCUCAGGUAGUGAUAAAUACGAAGCUGUUUCAAUGGAUAACGGCUAUAAGAAGUACAUGAUGCUCAAAAUUCGUAGAGUUAAUAAAUCAGAUUUCGGCUCAUACAAAUGCGUAGCGAAAAAUUCUCUAGGAGAAACAGAUGGCGUCAUCAAAUUAGAAGAGAUUCCAGCUCCUACAACUAUUAAAACAACAACCCAUUUCACAUCUUUAGAUACCAAGAAAGGAAACUCCAGGGGAUCUACGAAGGGUACAUCGAAUGACAACAGGGUGAAUUCUGUAGGGAAAGAAGAUACAAGUAUAGCAGAAUACGACUACGAUAGCGAAUACACUCUGCCGUCCAACGGACCGCCACCCAUCCAGGAGCCUCCGGGCGCUUUCAGUGGAGCGUCACGAAACUUCAACUCUAUCGCAGUCGCCAUUUUCUUCUUGUUCUUCUCGCUAUUCUUUUACUUUUUGGAAAUGGUUUCGUCCGAUGAAGGCCCGAGGUGAUGCCCCAAAUGACA
Messenger RNA from Diorhabda carinulata, 1516 nucleotides. RefSeq names its product neurotrimin-like. Gene Ontology annotation, cellular component: neuron projection. Lineage: Eukaryota; Metazoa; Arthropoda; Insecta; Coleoptera; Chrysomelidae. The coding region runs from base 120 to 1502 and encodes 460 amino acids. The transcript is spliced from 11 exons. The record is from RefSeq and is a predicted model, not a curated record.